CUCUUUUUCUUUCUUAGAGGGAAUAAAGUUCAAGUGUUUGCUCUACUUUUCCACUGUGGGAGAUACAAAUAGUAGGCUGCUGAGACACGGCUAGGGAAAUGCUGUAUCCUAAACUUUAAGCGUUAAAUCCAUUUUCUAUGAGUUUCCAUUUAAUGACUCAGCAUUUCUGCUGUAAACAGAAAAACUGCAGACUAGGUUAGUUGACUAAAAGAUACUAUGUAGGAAUAACUGAGUAGCCUUUAAUUUUUCAUGUUAUCACAAUGGGAAGAGAACGUGGAUGCAGUAAAUGGAACCAGAGAGAUGGUGAACAGGGCCAAACACAGUGAAAUCACAUUUCACAGUUAAAACACCAUUAAGAAGACAAUAUGGGGACUCCUGGUUCUGGAAGGAAAAGGACGCCUGUAAAAGACCGAUUUUCUGCAGAAGAUGAAGCUUUGAGUAACAUUGCCAGAGAGGCAGAGGCAAGACUGGCAGCAAAACGGGCUGCCCGGGCAGAAGCAAGAGAUAUACGCAUGAGAGAACUGGAGCGACAACAAAAAGAGGGAGUUGAGGAUGCAUUGUCCAUUCGAAGUCUUGGCAGUCACAGGUUGGAUGAAAAAUCUGACAAACAGUAUGCUGAAAAUUACACAAGGCCUUCAUCUCGGAAUUCUGCCUCAGCAACAACCCCUCUAAGUGGAAACUCAUCCAGACGAGGGAGUGGAGACACCAGCAGCUUAGUGGAUCCAGACACCUCAUUAAGUGAAUUGCGGGAUAUCUAUGACCUUAAGGACCAGAUACAGGAUGUAGAAGGGAGAUACAUGCAAGGGCUUAAAGAACUAAAGGUAUCAGGGCCCAUUCUGCAGCCCAAGCAUGCUAUAUCUGAGUCUUUGUCCGAAGUGGAAGAAAAAUACAAGAAAGCAAUGGUUUCCAACGCACAGUUAGACAAUGAGAAGAACAAUUUGAUCUACCAGGUAGACACCCUCAAAGAUGUUAUUGAAGAACAGGAGGAACAGAUGGCAGAAUUUUAUAGAGAAAAUGAAGAAAAAUCAAAGGAGUUAGAAAGGCAGAAACAUAUGUGUAGUGUGCUGCAGCAUAAGAUGGAUGAACUUAAAGAAGGCCUUCGACAGAGAGAUGAGCUCAUUGAGGAGAAUCAACGAAUGCAGCAGAAAAUAGACACCGUGACAAAAGAGGUGUUUGACCUCCAGGAGACACUCCUGUGGAAAGAUAAAAAUAUUAGGGCCCUAGAGAAACAGAAAGAAUACAUUGCCUGCCUUAGGAAUGAGCGCGAUACGCUCAGAGAGGAGCUGGCUGACCUGAAGGAGACAGUGAAGACAGGAGAGAAACGUGGCUUAGUUAUAAUCCCUGAUGGCACUCCCAAUGGGGAUGUCAAUCAUGAACCAGUGGUGGGAGCCAUCACCGUGGUGUCUCAGGAGGCUGCUCAGGUCUUGGAGUCUGCAGGAGAGGGUCCACUAGAUGUCAGGCUACGAAAACUUGCUGGAGAAAAGGAAGAGCUACUGUCACAGAUCCGAAGGCUGAAGCUGCAGCUGGAGGAGGAGCGGCAGAAGUGCUCUCGGAGUGAGGGCUCGGCAGCAGACAUGGCGGGGCUGCACAAUGGUUCUGACCUGCAGUUCAUCGAGAUGCAGAGAGAUGCCAAUAGACAAAUUAGUGAAUAUAAAUUUAAGCUUUCAAAGGCAGAACAGGAUAUAACCACAUUGGAGCAGAGUAUCAGCCGGCUCGAGGGCCAGGUGCUGAGGUAUAAGACCGCUGCGGAGAAUGCCGAGAAGGUGGAGGAUGAACUGAAGGCGGAAAAGAGGAAGCUACAGCGAGAGUUACGAACAGCACUGGACAAGAUUGAGGAGAUGGAGAUGACCAACAGCCACCUGGCCAAGCGGCUGGAGAAGAUGAAGGCCAACAGGACAGCACUUCUGGCCCAGCAGUAGGAGGCUAUCCUCUGGCCUGGGUGCUGCUCCUGGGGCCCCUCCCAGAGGGACUGACUUUUUGUCCAUUGACACAGACCCCCUUCAGUACUGUUUGAGUUUUGUCAUUAAAAUAGCCACCUUUGUAUUUUAUAAUUUAUGAGAGAAUGAAACAGGUUUGAAUCUUCAUGAAUGAACACUUUGGAUUUCGCUUGUAGUUUGAUUCUAGACUAAGAACUGGUCCAUGCUGUUUUUAUUUUUUAUUUCCAUAAUUUUAGAAUCAAGUUUACUCACCACUUUUCCCCAACUGCCUCAGUGACUGGGCACUCGGGAGGCCUUGGCACGGGUUCCAGAGGACAGCAACUCUGUGAGUGCCCAAUGAGAUAACUCGGCUGGAGACCUCGGAAAACACAAGUGCCUUCUCCACGGUGCAAUUCAGACUUCAGUCAUCUCCAAGUGUCAAAAGACACUUACCCUUGAUUUCAGAUAGCAUUUAUAUUUUAGUGAAGAACCAAGUUCACAGGUGGGGAAUAUAUGUUUCACUCAAAUUUCUAUGUUUGGAGGAAAAAGCCUUUUUUUGUAAAAUAUUUAAAUUUAUAUAAGAAAAUGUUAGAAAAAGAUAUGGGGAGUGUAUAUAAAACUUGCUUUAUUGCAUGUGGCCGGGCAAGUCCAAAGCCUAACACUCUUAAAGUAAGAGCAGGGCCCUUCGUCUUCAACAUCAGCUGUGCUGUAUCUCAUGUAAAGUAUCUCAUCUGCUGCUGCUUUGUGGAAUGGAACCUCAGACAGGCCCGGCAGGGUGGGGGGAGCAGGCAGGCGGGAGGUCGGCCUGAAGACUCUAUUAAAAUACACCCUCUUGCUGACCACA
Messenger RNA from Neogale vison (American mink), 2760 nucleotides. RefSeq names its product LRR binding FLII interacting protein 2 (gene LRRFIP2). The record is from RefSeq and is a predicted model, not a curated record. The coding region runs from base 366 to 1919 and encodes 517 amino acids. NCBI's taxonomy places the organism in Eukaryota, Metazoa, Chordata, Mammalia, Carnivora, Mustelidae. Gene Ontology annotation, biological process: regulation of DNA-templated transcription. The transcript has 17 exons.